This is a messenger RNA of Macroventuria anomochaeta, 432 nucleotides long. RefSeq lists its product as uncharacterized. The record is from RefSeq and is a predicted model, not a curated record. The transcript has a single exon. The annotation marks the transcript as partial. NCBI's taxonomy places the organism in Eukaryota, Fungi, Ascomycota, Dothideomycetes, Pleosporales, Didymellaceae.
AGACAGUGGAUCACUGACUGCUCAAAGUCACAUACUUCUUGCAGCUCUGCAGGAAUCUUGCCUCUUUGGAUCAUCAAGAUCACAAGUUCCCCCAACGGCAUAUCGGCCCGGCUUGUGAGUGGGCAAAGCCAAACAGCUCAUUAUGCACCACUGAGUUACAGAUGGGGUCUUGUCGAUGGAUACGUGAUGAGUUCAGCCAACAAACAUCGACUGCAAGAGCGGAAACCUUUACAGGACCUCCCACGGACGUUCGCGGAUGCUAUUGAAGUGGCUCACAGCUUGGGCUAUUCUUUCCUAUGGAUAGAUGCCAUAUGCAUAACACAAGACUCUAAAGCAGAGGUCCUGCAGCAGAUCGGUAUAAUGCACCAAAUCUUCAGGGGCUCUAAUGUCACUCUGUUUGCUGGAGCAGGAGAGGACGCUGGUCGGGGAUUU